AUGUCAAGAGUAAAGAGGCCAAUAGCCUCGGGCAAGCCUUUGCGGAGAGAUCCCCUGGCUUCUCUGAAAUUGGCAGAUAUGCUCAUAUCAAAACCAACUCUUCCUGCAGAGAUUCUGACUGCAGUGGUUGACUACCUUGAUGUACCCGAUCUACUUCGCUUCGCGCGGACCUCACGUCGCAUGCACGAUAUGGUCUAUGAUGACGCAAGAUGGGUUUACCGACUGAGGAAGAUGGACUGUUGGAAUGAAGCAGAUGCAAGGAAAAGGAAAGAGCCUGGCAAAACACCCAUAACUCCUGGUGGAAGACCGAGCAGGAUAGAACCAAAUCUGGUGAACGGCAAGGGUAGACCAGAAGUGCUAUUCGACGUUGACUCUUCUCCUGUCGUGCAACGACGGCAUUCGAGUCUGCUUUCACCGCUUCGUCCACGGCAGGCAGCUGCUGAUGGUUUCGAUGUGGCUGAACUGGCAACUCCACGGGCACUGAUAUCCCCGGGGCUACCGGUCGAUCCUGCAGAAGCACUGUCGGUGUUUCAACGGGUCAAGUCAGUAAGGGGCCAGGCUAGGCAAGAGUAUGGCAGGAUUUACAGACUUCUUGCGCCGUACUAUAUUGAUUUGUACUCCGCAUCACAGCCCAUGGGAAGUCGCAUUUUCAAGGACUUUUCUGUACCGGAGCAACAGGCGCAACUUUUGGCAAACGUACGGACUUUCUCCGCAAGCGACUUCUCACCAGAGUCGGGAAGCCGAGCCCGGCGGAUCAUGGAAACCGUGGAGCGAUUUGAUACUGCAGCCUUGCUGGAAUUUCGACAAGGAUACGAGUAUAAAGACAUUCGGGGUCAAAUGCGGCAGUACGCACGUGUCAUGCAUAUACUGAAUGGUGGCAAGAGUGGCGUGGACCUAUUCUUGCAUGACAACAAGCUCAUCAAUCAGAAGGCUGCGCUAGGAAGUGUGUCCGAUUGUAUCGACUAUUCUCUAGGUCAUGGAGAACUGUCCCUUGAGAAGGUGAAUGCCUACUUCGGGAGACUGGGAGAUGCUCUCAGCCAGGAAAAUAGCAUCGUUGAAGCUGUAUUUCCAAACGCUAGGGAAGUAUCCCUAUUACUGCUCGAGGAGGUAGCAAAGGAGAUCCUUGCGCCAUUUCUGUCACAUCUGUUUGAGGACGCGCAGACACGAAGUACGUCAACAUACCUUCGAAUCAUAUCUGGAACAUUCGCAGCAACGAGUCAAUUCAUAGAGGAUUCUGCUCUGGAAGGCGCGGAAGAGUCCACCGUAGCGCGACGUAAUGCGAUUCUCGCUCAGAUAUACGGACAGCAUCUGGAGAAAUACCUGACAGAGGAAUUGGCCUUCUUCCGACAAAAAGCAGAUGCGGAAGUCGAAAGGUGGGACCGAGCAUUAUCGGAACAAGCAGCUUCUACUGAAAGCUAUCUCAUGUCCAACGUCAAUCGCCAAGCUGACAAGAAGGAUUUCAUGUCAACUUUCAAGCAAGUUCUUAUGAUGCCCGUCAAUAUCCUUCCGAGCUUCUCCGGUGCAUCUAGCGUCAAGCCAGCCGCCAAAACCCAUAUCGAUGGUGUUGCCACUGUCUCAUCCAGACCAAGUACGCCGAAUCCAUCCGCAAUACGCGCGGUUACUCCUUCGUUUACGCCCGAAGCACCAACCAACGAACUCGCCGCCAAAGCAGCCAUCAUGAAUACCAAACUCGAAAACAUCCGGUCUCUGUUUUCCAUUGAGAUAGCACUCAAUCUUGUUCACGCCGCAAAGUCGUCGCUCGAACGUGCCGCGCAAUUCACUAGGCUUGCAGGCGAGCCAGGAGAGUCGGCACGUAAGCAAUGUUCGGCUAUCUUUGUUCUCCUGCUUCAUUCCGUGGGCGUACGGCACGUUAAAGCUGGGUUUGACAAAGCUAUCAAUCAUCUGUCAAACUAUAAUCCUCGUGACACAAACUCCAAUUCCGACACCGAUACAGUCCAGGUUGCUCCACUUGUAACGUUCCUGGAAUUAGUCAAUGUCGGUGACCUUAUUCAGCAAAUGCUGGACGUCUUCUACGAAUCCGAGCUCGUCCGACUGGGAAUUUCGAAACGCGACGACUUUCUCGAUGUCAACAUCAAGGAGAAGCGCAAGUUUGAAGCCAUGCUCGAUGAGCGUGUAGCCGCCGGUUUGGGUAAGGGCAUCGACGCGCUAAUGGAUGAGGCCGAAUACAUCUGUGCGACCACUCAAUUGCCUACGGAUUUCUAUCCCGAACUUGCCCAUGCCGACGCCACGAACGGAACCAAACCCGGUGCCAAUGCCAUGGUCAUGGACUUCUCAGGCCAGCCCACCACGACAGCUUCGCGCGUGAUCGCUCUCGUUUCGCAUCAUACAGGCAUGCUGACAGGCGCGACGGAGAAGACGCUCCUCGACGUGUUCACGGCGGAAGUUGGCCUACGCUUGUUCUCUGUCUUGACGAAACAUAUCAAGCGGCAGCGUAUCUCGACGCUCGGUGCGCUAGCGUUGCUUUCUGACCUAACGGCGUACGCGAAUUUCGUGGCGCAAUUCAAGAACAACGAUCUAAUCAGCUACUAUACCGCCUUGAGGGAGGUCGCACAGAUCUAUCUGAUUGGUGGUGAGAGUGAGCGCGACGUUGCGGAGAUGGCGACCAUUAUUUCGGACGCCGAGAGGUACAAGGGCGUGUUCACGGUGGAAGAGGUGGUUGAAUUUGCUGAACGGCGGAGUGACUGGUUGCUCGUCAAAGGUCGCGUCGAGGGUAAAGUGAAAGGCGAUGGAUGCGUGGUAAUGUAG
This is a messenger RNA of Exophiala viscosa, 2766 nucleotides long. Its product is annotated as exocyst complex component Sec10-domain-containing protein. The record is from RefSeq and is a predicted model, not a curated record. Gene Ontology annotation, molecular function: protein binding. Gene Ontology annotation, cellular component: cytoplasm; exocyst. The transcript is spliced from 2 exons. The coding region runs from base 1 to 2766 and encodes 921 amino acids. Gene Ontology annotation, biological process: exocytosis; Golgi to plasma membrane transport. Lineage: Eukaryota; Fungi; Ascomycota; Eurotiomycetes; Chaetothyriales; Herpotrichiellaceae.